Molecule: messenger RNA, 1354 nt
Organism: Lemur catta (Ring-tailed lemur)
Lineage: Eukaryota; Metazoa; Chordata; Mammalia; Primates; Lemuridae
Gene: EEF1AKMT2
Product: EEF1A lysine methyltransferase 2
Exons: 6
Coding region: 103-813 (236 amino acids)
Biological process (GO): peptidyl-lysine dimethylation; peptidyl-lysine monomethylation
Cellular component (GO): cytoplasm
Molecular function (GO): protein-lysine N-methyltransferase activity
Source: RefSeq, a predicted model, not a curated record
GAAGGCGGCCUCCCGCCACCUAGAGGCGCCAGCCGGCACGUCCGCUCUGCCCGCGCCACGUCUCUAUGGCGGCCCCAACGGCCGUCCAGGACGCGGGGCGAGAUGAGCGCGGGCGCAGACGGCAGCGGUGGCGCUGCGGUGGCGGUGGGGUCUGCUGAGGGCGGUCCCUUGGAGGAUGGUUUUGUCCCGUCCGCGCUGGGGACCCGCGAGCAUUGGGAUGCUGUCUAUGAGAGAGAACUGCAAACUUUUCAAGAAUAUGGAGAUACAGGAGAAAUCUGGUUUGGAGAAGAGAGUAUGAAUCGACUAAUAAGGUGGAUGCAGAAACACAAGAUUCCAUUGGAUGCUUCAGUGCUUGAUAUUGGAACUGGAAAUGGUGUUUUCCUGGUUGAACUUGCAAAAUUUGGUUUCUCUAAUAUUACUGGAAUUGAUUAUUCUCCCUCUGCAAUUCAGCUUUCUGGAAAUAUUAUAGAAAAAGAAGGUUUAUCUAACAUUAAGUUGAAGGUAGAAGACUUUUUGAAUCUUUCCACAAAGCUGUCUGGAUUUCAUAUUUGUAUUGACAAAGGGACUUUUGAUGCCAUAAGCCUUAAUCCUGACAAUGCGGUUGAGAAGAGGAAGCAAUAUGUGAAAUCUCUCUCCAGGGUGUUGAAAGUAAAAGGCUUUUUUCUAAUAACCUCAUGUAAUUGGACCAAGGAAGAGUUGCUAAAUGAAUUCAGUGAAGGAUUUGAAUUUUUUGAAGAGCUGCCAACACCCAAGUUCAGUUUUGGAGGCAGAUCUGGAAACAGUGUAGCAGCAUUGGUUUUCCAAAAAACGUGAGACUUUUCCUUGGACAAAUUCAGGUAGCUUUUUAAAGAGGCUACACAACAAAGUUAAGCUGACACAGAAAAUGCAAAUGCAAAUAAAUGCUUAGUAAGCACACAGGAUGCACAUGUUUAGUAGAUAUAAUAAGUUGGUUAAAAAAAAUCAUAAACAUGUAAGUGGUUGGGUUUUCAAGAUCAACCAAAAAUAAUUUUUAAUUUUCUUUUGUAUUUGAAAUGUAAAUAUUUUUCUUUUUGACUUAAAAAAUUUCCUGUAACUGCUGAACAGUUUAAAGUAGUAAAUGAAUUUACAGAAAGCGUGUAUUCUUCACUUUUGUGCCUUGGUAAAGUUGAAUUUAGGUAUUUAUAAAAAUUUGACCAAACUAUUUUAGCACCAGAAUAAUAAGCAAAACAACUUUCUUAGUGUUAUAUUAGACUAUUUAUGAAAUAUAAUGAGAAAUACUAUUUUGGGUUGAACGGCAGUUAUUUUUAAAAGUAUUUAAUACCUGGGAAAAAGCCUCUGGCCUUUAUAUGUAUAAUUAAACAAAAUUAGAGAAAUG